Messenger RNA from Asterias rubens (European starfish), 4199 nucleotides. RefSeq names its product serine/threonine-protein phosphatase 2A regulatory subunit B'' subunit beta-like. Lineage: Eukaryota; Metazoa; Echinodermata; Asteroidea; Forcipulatida; Asteriidae. Gene Ontology annotation, cellular component: protein phosphatase type 2A complex. Gene Ontology annotation, biological process: protein dephosphorylation. The transcript has 9 exons. The record is from RefSeq and is a predicted model, not a curated record. Gene Ontology annotation, molecular function: protein phosphatase regulator activity; calcium ion binding. Bases 1 to 981 code for a protein of 326 amino acids.
AUGAUUGAUCUGAAUGUUAACUCUAAGGUGAUAGCGAGAAUAUUUUACUGCGUCAACAGAUCUUGGAACAGUAAAAUAACGUUACCAGAACUCAGGAAAAGUAACUUAUUAUCGGUCAUUGCACUCCUUGAAGAAGAAGACGACAUCAAUCAGAUCCUAGACUAUUUCUCCUAUGAACAUUUCUAUGUCAUCUACUGUAAAUUCUGGGAGCUGGACGGCGAUCAUGAUUUGUACAUUGACAGAAAAGAUAUGAGUAAACAUAAUGAUCACGCUAUAUCUUCUAGGAUGAUUGAGAGAAUAUUUUCACCCGGUGCAGUUUUGAGUCCUGAUUCAGUGAGGGAAGGUCGACUGAGCUACACUGAGUUUGUAACUUUUCUCAUCUCAGAAGAAGAUAAGAAGACCUCUAUGAGUAUUGAAUACUGGUUCCGCUGUAUGGACAUGGAUGGUGAUGGCUACCUCUCCAUGUAUGAACUGGAAUAUUUCUACGAAGAACAAAUCAAUAAGAUGGAAUCUCUUGGGAUUGAGACGCUACCUUUCCAAGAUUGUCUCUGUCAGUUGUUUGAUCUCGUGAAGCCGCAACGGCUUGACCGUAUCUCUCUUCAUGACCUCAAGGAAUGCAAGCUGGCCUACAUCUUCUUUGAUACGCUCUUCAAUCUUGAGAAAUACUUGGAGCAUGAGCAGAGAGAUCCCUUCGCAUCUAAUAGGGAUCCUGAGAAUGAGGAACCAGACCCCUCUGAUUGGGAGAGAUACGCAGCCGAGGAGUAUGAACUCUUAGUCGCAGAGGAAGGAGCUCAAGAAGCUCAACAAGAUGCCAAUCUGCCAGACGAUGUAGACUAUCCAGAUGAUUUUGAGCCCGAGGAUGAGGAAGUCUUAUCCUUUGACAUCAAGAAGAAACUGGAGUUAUCCGAACCUCCUCAACGCAACAAGUGGGUCGGAGACGACCUGAAUAAUACUGAAUUCACCUCAAGUAUCGGUCUCUGACCGUCAUGCUUUGUACAGUGUAAAUAGAUUUUAUGAUGAAUGCGAUGUAUAUAUAAUAAAGCGAUGAUGUCAUCAUGGUAUUACGAAUGGUACUAGAGUCUUAUAUUGACCCCUUGCACGCAAGUCACACACGACGACUGUGCCGCACUCAUCGUUUUGGCGGUCAAUAGGUUUACAUGUCACCUAAAAUGCGCACUUCACUAAAUAACGCACAGUGACAUUGCCCACCAAUAUGGCGCAUCCAAGAUUAGUCUGACGAUGACGUCAGUUGCGUAAAUGUCAGAUUGGUGUAGUGUCAAAACUGGGCCCUGUAGUGUAUCACCAAAUUAUCAAAUACCUGCCUUAUAUGGAGACCGCUGCUGUAAAUUUAAUAAUUUAUUUGUUUUCUUUAGUUGUUGUAUUUUUGCAAGGAAUCCUCCAACGAGUUGUGUACAAAAAAUAGUGCAAUCACUUGCAAAUAGCCGGCUAUUGUCGCCUAGGACUGGAUUUGAACCCAUAACCUUUGCAUUGUCGACUUAUGUGCUGAAACCAAUCAGCCGUGGUUCAUUUGUGAUCUGGGUACACACCCUAACCCCCUUCAACAAACCCCAAAUGUUUUUACCAGUAAUCUCCGUUUUCACAUCAUUUUGGAAGGUCCUUUGUUGGUUGGAUUUUUGUUAUUCUGGAUUUGAAUGUUAUUGUAUGGUGCUCAAGUGGUUCACAAAAACUAGUUGUGUCUAUAGAAUUUAUUGGCUUAAAAUAGCUUUCAAUUCUGCUUUAUAAUGGGGUCCAGGUUCAUAGAGCUGCGAGCUUCUCGCAAUCUACAGUUCCAAAUCGGGGAAAUCCCUUGGGUUAGAUAACAAACUAUCCUAAUCUGUGUAUACCUCUACCCUGAUCGGCACCCUUCCUCCAAUCUAUGAUCCCAAAGCAGGGAAAACCCUUGUGUAAGAUAACAAACUAUCCCAAUAGGUGUCUACCUCUACCGAGAUCGCCUCUAGCUACAAGGUGAUCUCAGUGGUCUAAUCGGUGAGACACUGCUCUAGAAUUGCUAAGGAUGUGGGUUCCAAUCCCACCUGAGUAUAAUGCCUUUGUUUUUCUUACACAGAACUCUGUAAAGUACCGAGUAUACAGUGCUAACACACAUCGAUGUAUAUGGGUAAAACAAAAAUUUAUAUUCUUUAUCCUGAUGCAAAUUUAAAAUCUUAGCUCUAAGAAAGUUGGCACAGGGAUAAAUACACCCCCGACUUAAAUACUAUUCUGUUAACACUGGAACUCCUUUAGUGGCCCUCCCAAACAAGUUUUUUUUUUACACCUUCUUAGUGCGAUAGAAAAAGUCAAACAAAAAACAAUAUUUCAUUUUUUUGUUCUCGUUCAGUUGACCUCGAGCCAAAUAAUAAGGAGUGAACUUUUGUUGUGGGUCACAGCAGAUUUGUAAACAAACUUCACAAACAAAGUCAACUUUCCAAUGCACCAUUAGGCACAAGGUUGGCUGGAUCCCACAAAAUACGUACAUGUUCUGAAAAGAGCGUAUUGUUUUGGAUAAUUUUAGAGGGUAGGCUUAAGGUUCUGUAUACGUUUGGUAAUGACUCUGAAAAUAUCGGGUAAUAAAUACUUGGUACAAAAUACAGCAGCUUUGGACAGUUUAGGAACUUUUCACUUCGAAGUACUGCGGUUACCUUUAUCGAACAAAAUAAGUUUUUAUAAAAAUAAAAAAAGGGGAAACUGAAAAUCGUUUGUACUGACAGUCACAUUUUUCAGAUAGUGUAUUCCAGUUCUAAAAAUCCAAUCGCAGAUGCGUGGACAUAUUAAACCGCUUCAGAUUUUCGUCAAUUUCUCAAAAAUGCUUUUGAAAUGAAAAAUUUCAUAGGUUAAUUUUGUGGUAUUAGUAUACAACUAUUAGAAUUGAAACAAACAUUGGGUUUCAGUUACAAAACGUAUACACUUCAUUUAAAUGAUCUGAAACUAAAACAGGAGUCUGUCCGAAACACCUUAUGGUCUGUGUAUUUCAAAACAGUGCAGAGACUUCAAGUGAUUAGAUUACUCAAAGUAUAGUUUAAAAAAAUCAUUGUUUUAGUUAUUUAUUUCGUACGGAUUGAUUUGGGCCUGUUAGCGAAACAAAUUGUUGCUUAACAAAAACAGGUUAUGAGCCAGAACACCAUACAGUUACCAUUGCUGCGACUGCUACCAAAGGCAUUCCUUUUGCUUAGCCAAGAAAUAUGCUAGAAUGAAAUUGUACCCUGAUCAGCAAUAUCUAUCAGCUAAUUAUUAAUAAUAAUUUCCCCAAAAAUAUUAUCUCUAAGCAGCUGUUUUGUGUUUGUUUUUGUAUUUUGUUCUGUUUUCUGUGUGCGUUGUGGUGGUUUUUGUGUGCGUUGUGUGAUUUUUCCCCGUUUUUUUUUUAUUUUUUUUUUUAGUUUAGUUCCAAAGCAUAGUUUGGGUUUUGUAUUGAGUUUCCCUUCACGAGAAAUAUGAUUUCUUUUUAUCUUUCGUUUUAUGCAUUUAUUAACACUAAAUUAUUUAUAAUUCACGAAUCUAGAAUAAUCUAGAACUGGUUUUGUAUUCCUUAAUAUUAGUAUUGUUACAUUCAAUUCUUUAGAUUGUGCAAUCGCUAUGUUUUAUCAGUGCUUUAAAAACAAAUUAAAUCAAUUAUUUAAACAUAAAAAUGGUGCCUUUCUGCUAAAAAAAAGCGCGACCUUUGAAUGAAAGCGCUUCGAUGAAAUUACUGUACAGUACGCUGCUCUAUCGAAUUAUUAUUAUAACUUCGAUCAUAUUUUUAUGUAAAUAAUAAAUUAUUUACAAUUCAAAUGGACUUUGAGAUUGCCUGGUAAAGACUUUCAUCCAAUAAAUAAUUCUAUGAAUUGUGAUGAUUAAGUUAAUAAGUUUAUACCACGAACAAAAUGUCUCUCUGCUAAGGAAUUGACAAACAAAUGGAGUUAUAGUUUUUGUAUAGUUUUUGCUCAGUACGAAAACGAAAAAGACCUUGUCACCUGUGACAGAGCAUGGACUUCCUGCAGGCACAAUUUGUACACAGCUAAAUGCACAACAUCUUUAAAUAAUAUACUAUUGCACUCUCUGAUUUUUAUCAACUUUUGAGAUUAAAAGAAAGGGGGUACAUCUCAAAACUUGUUGAGCUGUUAUUUUGAUAGCUCUUGUAUUUAUGUGGAAAUUAUAAAUCAACGUAAGUAAAAUGUCCAUUAUGACCAGGGGUGGAUUUCACAAAGGUAGUCCUAACUUAGGACUAG